AUGGCUCCGUAUGAAAUGCUAUACGGAAGGAAGUGUCGAACUCCGGUAUGUUGGGGUGAGGUUGGCCCGCGUGAACUUGAACAUAAAGAUAUAAUCGGACUCACGAAUCAAAAGAUCGACAUAGUCCGAGCUCACUUAAGGGCGGCUCAAAAUCGACAGAAGGCGUAUGCGGACAAACGGAGAAAACCGAUUGAGUUCCAAGUUGGCGAUAAGGUUAUGUUGAAGGUAUCACCGUGGAAAGGAGUAAUCCGGUUUAGAAAAAGGGGAAAGUUAAGCCCCAGGUUUAUCGGGCCCUUCAGAAUCAUCGAACGAGUCGGUAGGGUGGCUUACCGUCUCGAAUUGCCCCCAGAGUUGAGUGGGAUACAUAGCACGUUCCAUGUAUCACAGCUCCGGAAAUGUCUAGCUGACGAAACCGCGUAUAUUCACUAUGACGACAUCAAGGUGGAUAAUAGUCUCAACUACGCGGUGAGACCAAUUGCUAUUCUAGACUGUAAGGUGAAAAGGUUAAGGAACAAGAUGGUCUAUCAAGUAAAGGUCAAAUGGGAACACCGAAAAGGAUCAGACACCACUUGGGAGUCUGAAGAGGAAAUGAAACGACUACACCCUACACUUUUCGGCAACACGAGCGAGGCGUCGGGAAGUCAAGCCGGUGCGGACGCUCGCCAAAAGGGAAAGCUCUAA
Helianthus annuus (common sunflower) is the source of this 681-nucleotide messenger RNA. RefSeq lists its product as uncharacterized. The transcript has 2 exons. The record is from RefSeq and is a predicted model, not a curated record. The coding region runs from base 1 to 681 and encodes 226 amino acids. NCBI's taxonomy places the organism in Eukaryota, Viridiplantae, Streptophyta, Magnoliopsida, Asterales, Asteraceae.